GCACAUGCACAGCAUACAUUCUGAAAAACUGGUCCAGCAGUACACAUACACCCUUGGAUGGGCGAUACGCAUCGCUCAGAAGCGCGCGCGCGGACGCCUCGUGGAAGAAUCGGCAUGCGUGAUGCACGUUUCCCGAAUUUGCGGAUCGUUUUGCAGAGAGAAAGAGAGAAAGAACGAGAAAGUGAGCAGGAAGGAGUGCGAAAGCGAGAGAAGCAGAAGGGGUGCAGGAAAGGGGGUGGUCGGUACGAAAGCAAAGUAUUAUAUAUACAAUCGCUAACCCGUACACUGGCAAGCCAUUCAAGCGUUUGACUCGUCGCGAGUCAGAGGGUGCACUACAUAACAACCACCAGCUGCUCCAAGCGUGUGAUCCUCGCUAGGCGGGCCACUGCAGUGUCUGCGUGCGUGUACGCGUGUAAAAGUGUGCAAAACGCAGCGCCUGCAUCAUCGCGAAAGCUCGCAGCAGCAUCGCCGCAUACUCAAUCCGCACUUAAUGAUGUGUUGCAUCCGCCGUCUACUGCCGACCACAACGCCGCUGGCAGCGCCAAUGGAGCAGGUACAGCCGAAGCGAACGAAAGGGCAGUGCUGCAGUUUGUGCCAGUGCGAUCAAAAUGUGCAACCGAAAAGGGAGGGCCAAAAGGUAGACACGCAGCAGCAGCAGCAGCAGCAGGAGCUCCCGCAACUUCAGGAGGAUCUUCUUGCGGGUGCGACACGUGCAACGCGCGAUGCGCUCCGUUUGUUGCAGGAUCAAGCGUAUCGCUUCCAGCGUAGCGCUCUCUACAGCAUUCUGACGAACACAACGCAACCGAGCCAUGCUAUCACUGCGCUGGUGGUAUCGUUGGUAGUGGUUGCCCUUUGGCCAAAUCUGCUCGCCACCAGCACUGCAUCGAGGGCGAUGGAAGCGGCCAACGUGCCAGCACCCCCCACGCUUCACCCUACCGGUCAGCUAACGCAGCUCGCAUACAUUGGCUCCUUUACGAUUCACUUUGGGGCACAGAUCUGGAUGACUUUCGUGUCGGGCCUUGCACUCUACUUCUCGCUGCCACGCCACACGUUCGGGCUGAUCCAGGAGAUACUGUUCCCCAAGUACUUUGCGCUCGGCACUGGCCUGAGCACGAUCAGUCUGGUGAGCUUCGUGGAGUUGCGGCGCAACCACCGGCCGGACCUAGCCCACCGCAACCUAGCCCACUGGGAUCCGGCCGAUCUGCUGCAGAUCGGGGCGCUUGGGCUGACUGCCGCCUUGGAGCUGUUCGUCCGGCUCUACCUUGCACCGCCGAUGCUACGGCUGAUGCAUGAGAAGCAUCGCAUCGAAGCGGUGGCCAGCGUCGGCCAAGAGGUCGGUCAGUUCGAUGGGGCGGCGAACCCGAAGCUUGCCCGCUCGCGCCACUACACCACCACCCAUAAAAAGUUCCGCCAGAUCCACAUGGCGACCGCAAUACUGAACAUCGUUGCCCUGUCGUGCACCUGCGUGCAUCUGCUCUACCUGGCGGCACGCGUCAAUGUUUGAGCACUGUACGUGCCUGAGCUGGUUAAAAAAUUUAAGUAAUUUAUGAGGCCCACCCGAUAAACAAUCAACCUUCAUCAACUUCAUCAUCAGCCUCGACACCUCGAGCGCCAAGCCGAUCUCCACUUGUAUGCCCAUUGUGGCAAUUAAAAUCUCAGCCGAGGAGCCGAGAGGCAGGCCCCCAGCAGCAGGUCUUCGAUUUGAGCGCAUUUCCCGCAGCCACAGUGGGCUGGCUCUGAGGGGGGGGGGGGGGGGGGGGUGGCUAGCACUGUGAAGCUGUAAUAGACGUUAAGGAGGACGAAUGUUACAGAACGCUCUUUUUUUGACUCAUACUGCCGCACGUCGGUGUUUCAUCAGUAUUGGAAAGGAAGUUUUAGCUGUUUACGAUACUGUGAUACUCGUUACGGCUAGUGCUGUGUGCCAUAUUAUCAUGCUUCAACGCCUCAACGGACGCGAGAAGACGGAAGAAAUGAAGAACAAGCAGUGUCACGUCUCACUAGCGCAGUUUUUCCCUCGUCGAAGCGGUUAAAGCACAAGUGUCGAGCGUUAAGUAAUACAGAUAUCCUUCUAGACUGCUGGUCAGACUGAAUAUGUGUGUGUGUGUUUCUAGUUGCAUCAAGGUGCAUGUUCCUGCUAGUAGAUUUACGCAUGUUUCGAUUUAGCUUUAGAUAUAAAAUCGACAGUAUGAUAGCAAACUCAUUUAUACCCAUGAA
Molecule: messenger RNA, 2214 nt
Organism: Anopheles aquasalis
Lineage: Eukaryota; Metazoa; Arthropoda; Insecta; Diptera; Culicidae
Product: transmembrane protein 205
Source: RefSeq, a predicted model, not a curated record